AGCAAACAAGACGGGUUAAGUUUUCCUUUCUUCUCUUUGCCAGUCCAGCAUCAUGUGUGAGACUGUGUGAAAAAGAGCUGUCCUUUUCACUGUUGUGAUAGACUAUCAGUAAUAAUCCAGGUACAUUAAUUAAAUCCAUGGCUGAGGGGCGGGUUUAAGACAGAAUCCUCCAAAUAGAAACUUCAUUGUAGCCCCGUAGACGGGAGCGGAGAGGAGGGAGGAAUUAGCGAGUCCGCGCGUGCGAUCCAGCGCUUGACAGCCAUCGAUGAGGAAGUGUAAUUGAACCUGCUGAGUGUGGAGGAAAGGAAAAGCGUCUCAUCUCUCUGUUCCUGGAGAGAGAGCGUCGCUCCACGAAUCCCGCGGGCUGGCGAUCACACAGUUGGCUACUGGGAGUUACCGGGAUGUCACAGGGGAUAUUAUCAGUAAUAAUGUGCCAAUAAUGUGCCACCUCAGCGGUAAGGUUUGCGGAGAGAAACGAGGAGGAGGAGGAGGAGGAGGAGGAGGGGUAGACAGCCAGCCCCGGCAGACAGGUGCGACUCCGCCGCCCGUUUCAUUUCUUCCUCGCGGUCCUGUAAAGUAGUAGCGCCAUGGAUACCCGCAAGGAAAACAAGGUAAGGAAAGCCAUGAAACCCAAAACGAGGAAGCGAAAAGAGAAUAAAUACAAAACCGGGAGGUUUGGCAGAAAGAAAUCGCUGCGAUCUUUUGGGAAUUUCAUGGGGAGGCUCCUUAAAACUUUGGGCACUUUGGCGCACUUUGGGGACGCGGAGCCGCCGGACGCGGAGGACGACGACGGCGGCUUCGGGCCGAGCGCUUCGGGGGGUUUCAAAGACGACGGCGCGCAGGUCGCCCGGGAGGGAGCCGCGAAGAAGAGCUCCGUGGCGUCCUCCUCGCACGGCUCGGUGAAGAGCAGGCUGUCGUGGUGCCACGGCGACAAGACCCCCGGGGUGCUGGGACUGAAGAACCACGGCAACACCUGCUUCAUGAACGCCGUGGUUCAGUGCCUGAGCAACACCGACCUGCUGGCCGAGUACCUCGGGCUGGAGCAGUACAAGUCCGAGGGGGGCCACGGGAGGGUGAACGGGGAGGUGAGAGGCGAGGAGCCGCAGGCCGCCCGGGGAGAGGUGACCGAGCAGCUGGCGUCGCUGGUUCGAGGUCUGUGGACCCUGGAGUACACCCCGCUGCUGUCAGUGGAGUUCAAGAGCAUAGUGGCCAAGUACGGCUCUCAGUUUCGGGGAAACUCUCAGCACGAUGCCCUGGAGUUCCUCCUCUGGCUUUUGGACAGAGUUCAUGAAGAUGCCAAUCACAGCCCCAACAACAACAACAUGAACAGCAGCAGCAGCAGCAGCAAGACCAAAGCCCCCGCCAAGGGACCCAGUUCGUCGGAGGAUCCUUCCAGCCCCAGUUCAGCCGGCACGCAGCAGCCUCGAGAUCGACACAGUUUUGUCCACGAACACUUCCAGGCUCAGUACAGGUGAGCAGCACAGACGUGACCAGCGUGCUCACAGAUUACGAACGUGUUUUUUCCUAACGUGUCAGAUUGAUGAUCUCAAAUCCAGUCCUUUCUAGUCUCUUUAACUUUUAGGAAUCUUGCGAUGGCGGCGGCUGGACUGAAUGCAUCGUAGGUUCAAGUCUGGUCGAGUAGAUUCUGUAGCUAUGCAGACUUUUCAUCCAAUCUUGAACCCCUCAUAGACAAUAAAAGCAAAGCAAAGUACAAUUUAAGUAAAUAAUGACCGCAAGUUUGAGGAAUGUCUGACAGCUUGUGUUGUUGUCGUCGUUUCCCCUUCCGCCGACGUUUAAGUGCACGGGCUCACACCAGGGUUCAAGCACGGUGGCCCGAAAAAGUUGUCACAAGGAGAAAUAACCCCCUGCUCCACUUUGUGUGGUACUCCUGACGGAACGGGAUCGGGACAGACGGCUCUGUGCUGUCGCCAUGCGCAACAGAAUGCACAUAUUCCUCACUGAAGCUUCGAAGCCCCCAAAAUGUGUUCGGGACAGCCCCAGUUUUGUAUUGUUUUGUUGUCUAUUUGUUUUUGUGAGUGUUUUCUUCAAGGGGCUUCAUCGUGAUGUAAUAAGUUUGACCUAAGAAAAAAAAAAAAAGAAGACAUUUCUGUCAAAAGCAUAAAACUCAAAACAAAUUUUCCAUCUCAAGUCCCUGAUCAAUUAUGCAGCAGGCUUUCCACCAGGCACUUUAUCGAAUGUCCUGAGGUUGUGUUUAAAUAAACAGGGUGCCAUACAUACCAUUAAAGAGAAUAGGUAUUCAGCACCUGUGGGUAGACAUAAGAAUCCCUAGCUCGAGAAAGUAGGUCAGACAGACCUGAAGAAUUCAUGGGAUUCGUCUUUAGCGCUGCUUUAUGGCUCUUUUGGCUUCAUUCACAGAGCAAAGUCAGAAACUGAGGUUUUCUGCUUUAGUAGCACCUCCAUUAUGGAAUUGACUUGAGACCUUUCAGUAAGCUUUUCGGCACACUUGACGGCGCACAUUUACUUCACCUCUUACCUUCGCUUUCCACUUGAUUCCAGAACAAUAACAAUGCUAUAAACUGGUAAAUAAAGACAAAAUUGCAGACUUGAAUGUUGCGGAUUGGAAAAUCUUGACUAUUUUUAAAUGACAAAAUUGGGAAUAGCAAGGGAAGAAAAACAUUCUCUGUCCUUGCAAACGUUUGUGAUGAACUUCAGCUCAGUGCUACUUGCUAAUAGGUGCAGGAUCAAUUUUCGGACUUUUUAUUAACCAAACGAUAAGAUGCUCAUUUGAAUAUUAUAAUCUACAGAUUCCUAAAUGAUAACAAUAAUGGGAAGUUGUCACAAUACUUCGCUUAUCUGCCCCUGUUAAAACAAUCCAUUGACAUUAACACUGGGACAAGUAGGGGUAGGAUGGAACACACUAUGCGUGACAACAGCUGAUCAAGCUCAUUGAAUGUUUCCCUGGUUGCUCAGCUCUGUAGGAAAUGAAUGGACUUUUGCUGAGUUUGGUCACCCGUUUACAUUGUGCACUUAACUCAUGUUCGACAAGCAAAGGCGUAUUUGUGUGUGUGGGUUGAGGGAAAGAUCACACCCGAAACCAAAACAGACUUUGGAACGAGCAUGAACAGGUGAACACGUGCCCGUAAACAAAGUGAAUCCUGUGCUUCUCCAAGCUAUAACUACCACAUAGAAAUUUCUGUGCUCACUGGAAAUGGGACACAAAUAUAGACAAACGGGAUCAUGAUGCUCACAGUCUGAAUAUCCAGAAUAGCCCCGUCAUGUUUGGAUCGACACACACACAGUCGACCCGCGGCAGAUUAGCACGCGGGCCGAUCAAUAACGAGGUCAACCCCUGACACUCGUACGGUAUUGACCAGCACACUGCGAGGUUAACCAGCCCGUUCAUUCGUGGGAUCAUCCCAUUCCCUCGUCGCCGGAGGAUGGAUUGAACCCUUGGAGGCGGACUGUAUCCCCGCGGACGCUCGUCUCCCAUGAUGCUCUCCGCCUGAGUAAUUGAAAACGGCUCGCGCUGAUUCAGUGGGAGAGACCAGAGGGGUGAAGAUGUUUGUUGACCAUCUCCUUCUGUCUUUUUUUUUUUUUUUUUUUUUUUUUACUGUCUCUUUUUUGUUCUCUCUAACACUAUUCACACUGAUUAUAGCAACAACACUCCAAAAAUAUGGAAUAUAUUUAAUUCUGAGGCUGGUAGAGACGCUGGAGGUAUCCUCUUCUCCCAGCACAGUUAUGGUUUUAUGGAAUGCAUUAAAGCUUAAUAGAAGAGUGAGAAGGGGAGUCAACUGUCACAUCUACUGGUUGACACAUUCAUUCUUAACACUGAUAAUAAGUCCCAUUAAGAACUACUUCAAGAAACAUCACAUGAACUGCUGGGCUUGGUCUAAAUUACUUUCACAUUUACCCUAACUUGAAUGAUUUAAAAUAACAAAUAAACAUCGAUCAAAAAGUUCGGAAAUUAGCGUUUGGUAGAUUAUUUCUCUGUUGUAACAAUGCUUCUUGGCAAUGAAUUUUAUACCGUUGGAAAGCCUGUUUAGUUACUUUAAAUCUGUUAAAUCCAGCUAAAUGUCAAAGUAACACAGACCGAUCAAAUCUGGGUGAAAUUACGGUGAGUGGGAUUAAACGUUUGCCGUUGAACCCCGCCCCCUUUUUGCAGCCUGCAGCCAGGUAUUCCCCCCUCAGUCGUCUUUUGCAAUAAGAGUGUGUGUGUCACUUCCCCCUGCUGACAUUUAAAAUAAACGCUACUGGAUUACAUCAGUGUUGGCUCCACACAAAGCACUAACACUACUUAUUUAUAGUAUAUACGUAUAUAUAUUACAUAUUGUCAAAUGUUACAUUUACAUAGAAAUUCAUUAUCAUCUUCAGUAUAAAAAAACUGCCAUCAUGGUCUUAUAAUUGUUUGAUUUGAAAUAGAAUAACUAUGUAAAUUGUAAUGCUGACAAUAAGUGACACACACACACACACACACACACACACACACACACACACACAAACAACCCUCAUCCUUAAGUAGUCUGAGUCUUAAGUGCAGUAGCAUCUUAUUUUUCCAGUGUGUCCAGGAGUCAUUACUGGUUGUAACAUCCCAGCUAACAAGCUUACCGUGUAACUGCACACCGCAAAAUGUGGGACUGUGGGAUUCACCUGAGGGGGUUUUGAGUAAGAUGUGGAUGAAUAUAGAGAGGAAGUGAAAGAAGAGCUUUUUCCCUGCAGGGCACCUGCCUCACGUGUUGCAGGUUUUAAGGACAGUUAUGACAGACGGAACAGGCGUUUCUCCUUUCUGUUGUGACGUUGCUGGCGGCGAUUACAGUCCUACUACUACAUAAAUAAGUUUAUGUAAAUGCAUAAACAGUAGUGUAAAGCGCUGCAAUCAAUUGUCGCUUAAUCUGCCGAUUCUUUUUUUUUUUUAGUUAGGCAUAUAAUAGUUCAUAAAUUGAACAUACUCUAAAUGCUUUUAUCCAUAUUUUUAUGAUACCUUCAAUCAUGUGUUUCUACGUAUAACUUUUAGUCGCAAUAUUCAAGAGUAAAUCACUAUAUUAUUGAGAAGCCCUAAUGAGCAGUGAUACGUGGUGGUCAGUAGUUUAAAAAAGGUGAACGUAUGCAUUACUUCAUAUAAUAACCUGCUGGCAGAUAGAAGACUCUUCUACAUCUGGUACAUUUACAUCCCAGAACAGUGAUGUUCAUUAAUGUCACUUUAUAACUUCAUUCAGAAAUGAAGCGGUCACCAAGCUCACCCAGUCUUCAUUUCCUCACUUAACAAUUUCUGUUCCAUCUCUUACAGCCUCCACUCAUAUCAUAGAAAUAAAAAAAAAAAAAGUGUUAUUCAUCACUUGUAUUACUUUCUCAGUCCAAGCACUUAACGAAGCGUUGGCGACUCCGCUACAAAACACAUCACAAGCGCAAGUUACGCUCUAAUUGAAACCGCCGAGUGUUGAUUUGUUUCCAAACUCUGCGGCAGCAUCAUCCCCGGUGACUCACUCUCGUUUAAUAAAUGAUGGUUUGGAAUUUGUUUUCCACUCCGGGUUUCAUCAGACCGUUCUCCAGUGUAAAUAUGCCUUUUAUGCAUUUGUAUUCUCACCACAUUAGCCCGUCUCAGCCUGAGCUGGUUUCAGUCUGCUGAGUCGGGGGACCUUCAUGUGCUCUCCUUUUUAUUUUGUGUAAUCACUGGGGAGCCGAAGUCACUCCGGCUCUAAAUGCACUCCAACAAAAGAGCAAUCGCUCACUCUCAAUUUCGCAGCGACUUAUUUUUGUUUUCUUUGUUUCACCGGCUCUCCUCUGUCUCCGUCUCCAUCUGUGUCGCUCUCUCUCUCUGGCCUUCCCUCCUCCUCUCUCUGCCUCUAUCACUUGGCUGAUCUCUCUUUCUUCCCUCGUCUUCCUUCCUGAUUCUUUUUAUAUCUCACAGAGAUGCUCCUCAGAGACAUCCAGUGGAGUUGUCUGAUCUGAAUAAAUGUUUGCGAUUAGAGGCCGGGGCUGUCUUGUGGUUUGAGCUGCCGGUGUGGGAGUCGGCACUCAAGUCGCUACGUUGUGCCGCAGCGUUUGAAUGAGCCUUUGUCAAAAGCCUCCCUCCCUCCCCCCCUCCCUCCUCUGUCUGUCGCUCUCAGUUUGUGGCAUCUAUUUUUAAUGGCCUGGGAGGCGUGCGGAAAGCACCGGCCUCUAUCUCGGUCUUGACAAACAAGAUAGUUGAUGAUGGUUACUUUGUUUUGUUUUUUUGUUUUUUUAUAUCACAGUGGCCUUUAUUUGGAUGCAUAUUCAAUGUGAAAGCGUUUGGGAUAUUACACAGUUUGUAUAAUACAUGUUGUCAGAUACAAACUAGAGUUUCUAUGAUUUCCAGGUUUACGGAGCAAUUGAAACAAAGCCAGCUGAAAAACACAGAGACGUACAUCGUUUUUUCUCAGUCCCUGACAAGUCGAGCCGCGAGCCAUAAACAAUUUAUGUAUUGUAGCGUGAUUUAGAUAUACGGUGAAAUCUGUCCAGCAUGAGACGUUCUCUCCACCAAUCAUAUAUUUUUACGCCAGGUCCUUUGAAGACUCAACGCUUCAUAGGAGAGUGCAAACUUUCUCUCAUCUUCAAAGAUGGUCCGCAGGGGCUCCACUUUUUCCACCCAGGUUGGGAUGGGCUCGCGUUGACCCCUCCGUCUGGUCGCUCCAUCCAUGGCGCAAAAUCUCCCCCCCGCUGGUGUCACCCAGCUCCCUGCAGUACCAGGCUUUGAAGUGGGUGCUAGCCGGUUAGUGCCGGGCAGUACAAAAUGGGAGUGAUUCUUUGAUGUCCUUUAUCCCGUUUUGUUUUGCAACAACACGUCAUUUGCCACCUCACUUUUGAGUUAUACAAUAGUCUACAGUUACACACCAGCGAGUAGCCACUGGAGCCUAAGAUGACCUCUUAACCAUAGACUGUAAGUAAGAGGUGGAUGUAGUCACCAUGACGUCACCCAUUGGUUUGGACUUUUGAAGC
Messenger RNA from Anarrhichthys ocellatus (wolf-eel), 6915 nucleotides. RefSeq names its product ubiquitin carboxyl-terminal hydrolase 43-like. Bases 588 to 1475 code for a protein of 295 amino acids. The transcript has 3 exons. Gene Ontology annotation, molecular function: cysteine-type deubiquitinase activity. Gene Ontology annotation, biological process: protein deubiquitination. NCBI's taxonomy places the organism in Eukaryota, Metazoa, Chordata, Actinopteri, Perciformes, Anarhichadidae. The record is from RefSeq and is a predicted model, not a curated record.